CCUCUGUCCCUUCGAGCUCUGUCAUUUGGGCCCGAACCUUGCCAACAGCGGGGAUCUUGGCGGAUGCGAACGCAGAUUGCAAAAUGACUUCCAUCUUGACUUACACUUUUAAAAACCUUCCCAGUACAUCAAACUGGGCCCUCAGAUUUUCUAUAAGACCUCUGAGCUGUUCCUCCCAGCUACGAGCUGCCCCAGCUGCCCAGACUAAAUCGAAGAAAACGUUGGCAAAACCCAAUGUGAGAAAUGUCGUGGUAGUGGAUGGUGUUCGCAUUCCAUUUUUGCUGUCAGGCACUUCAUAUAAAGACCUAAUGCCACAUGAUUUGGCUAGAGCGGCACUUUCGGGUUUAUUGCAUCGGACCAAUGUUCCAAAGGAAGUUGUUGAUUAUAUCAUCUUUGGUACAGUUAUACAGGAAGUGAAAACAAGCAAUGUGGCUAGAGAGGCUGCCCUUGGAGCUGGCUUCUCUGACAAGACUCCUGCUCACACUGUCACCAUGGCUUGCAUCUCUGCCAAUCAAGCCAUGACUACAGGUGUUGGCUUGAUUGCUUCUGGCCAGUCUGAUGUGAUUGUGGCAGGUGGUGUAGAAUUAAUGUCUGAUGUCCCCAUUCGUCAUUCAAGGAAAAUGAGGAAAAUGAUGCUUGAGCUCAAUAAGGCCAAGACUCUGGGUCAGCGACUAUCUUUAAUCUCUAAAUUCAGAUUGAAUUUCCUAGCACCUGAGCUCCCUGCAGUGGCCGAGUUCUCUACCAGUGAGACCAUGGGCCACUCUGCAGACCGACUGGCUGCUGCCUUUGCUGUUUCUCGGCUGGAACAGGAUGAGUAUGCGCUGCGUUCACAUAGCCUGGCCAAGAAGGCACAGGAUGAAGGUCUGCUUUCUGAUGUUGUACCGUUCAAAGUACCAGGAAAAGAUACAGUUACCAAAGAUAAUGGCAUCCGUCCUUCCUCCCUGGAGCAGAUGGCCAAACUAAAACCUGCAUUCAUCAAGCCCUAUGGCACAGUGACAGCCGCAAAUUCUUCUUUCCUGACUGAUGGUGCAUCUGCAAUGCUAAUUAUGGCAGAGGAAAAGGCUCUGGCCAUGGGUUAUAAGCCGAAGGCAUAUUUGAGGGAUUUUGUGUACGUGUCUCAAGAUCCAAAAGAUCAACUUUUGCUUGGACCAACAUAUGCUACUCCAAAAGUUCUAGAAAAGGCAGGAUUAACAAUGAAUGAUAUUGAUGCUUUUGAAUUUCAUGAAGCGUUCUCAGGUCAGAUUUUGGCUAAUUUUAAAGCCAUGGAUUCUGAUUGGUUUGCACAAAACUACAUGGGUAGAAAAACCAAGGUUGGAGCGCCUCCUUUGGAGAAGUUUAACAACUGGGGUGGAUCGCUGUCCCUGGGACACCCAUUUGGAGCCACUGGCUGUCGGUUGGUCAUGGCAGCUGCCAACAGAUUACGAAAAGAAGGAGGCCAGUUUGGGUUAGUGGCUGCGUGUGCAGCUGGAGGGCAGGGCCAUGCUAUGAUAGUGGAAGCUUAUCCAAAGUAACAGAUCAAGAAGCGGUGACCUGGAGUUUCUGUGCAACACACACUAGGCAAUGCCAUUUCAAUGCAUUACUAAAUGACACCUAUAGUUCCUACUUCCUCUUAGGAAAACAAAAUUUGUGGCCUUCUGUUAAAUACUUUGCAAUUAAGCCUUGCCAGUGUCUUGAGCUUUUCAAUAAUCACAGUUUACUGCUUUUUCAGGGAUUUCUUAGUCGCCAGAAUCUCACACGUAAUACAUUUAAGCAUUUGUUUUUGGUCUGUUAUUUUCAUUAAUGACUGAACAAGUGACUGAAGUUUGGAAAAGAGGUUAGCUGAGAUUUGAAAUCAUCUUUGUAACAUUUGCAAAUAUACUCAUUUCUAUUUGUUACCUAAAAGCUAAGUGUUUUCUAUAAAUACAAACCAAUGUGCCUAUGUUUACUUAAUUAUGGAAAGAUAAUUCAGAAUCUAAAUAUCACUGAAAACUUACAGUAAAUGUUUAGAAACAUAAAUACCAUGUUGGUUAACCUUAAUAAAGUGGAGAGAUAUUGGA
Molecule: messenger RNA, 2036 nt
Organism: Molossus molossus (Pallas's mastiff bat)
Lineage: Eukaryota; Metazoa; Chordata; Mammalia; Chiroptera; Molossidae
Gene: HADHB
Product: hydroxyacyl-CoA dehydrogenase trifunctional multienzyme complex subunit beta
Exons: 16
Coding region: 84-1511 (475 amino acids)
Biological process (GO): fatty acid beta-oxidation
Molecular function (GO): acyltransferase activity, transferring groups other than amino-acyl groups
Source: RefSeq, a predicted model, not a curated record